AUGUCAUCCAAAUAUGUCGUAUUUCAAGGUCACAUAAAUUUUAGACAUAGAAUAGUGAUGGCUACCCUUCAUGGCAAACCUAUUAAGAUUGAAAAGAUACGCUCCGAUGACCUGAAUCCAGGUCUAAGAGAUCAUGAAGUUUCAUUUUUAAGACUGAUCGAAGCUGUAACGAACGGAACUGUUAUAGAGAUUUCCUAUACGGGUACAACAGUUAUUUUUAGACCUGGAAUUAUUGUCGGCGGCUCAUACACACAUAAUUGUCCUAAUGUAAAACCCGUUGGCUAUUUCAUCGAACCUUUACUUUUCCUGGCACCAUUUUCUAAGAAGAAGUUUUCUAUUGUUUUUCGUGGUGUUACAGCAUCUCAUGAUGAUGCAGGUAUCGACGCCAUAAAAUGGGGAUUGCUACCGGUCAUGGAAAAGUUCGGUGUCAGAGAAUGCGCAUUGCAUACAUUGAAAAGAGGUUCCCCACCACUUGGAGGAGGUGAAGUACACUUGGUUGUAGAUUCUCUAAUUUCACAACCAGUCACAAUGCAUGCAAUAGAUAAACCUUUAAUUUCAUGCAUUAGAGGAGUUGCUUAUUCCACUAGAGUCAGUCCGUCUAUGGUAAACAGAAUGAUCGAUGCUGCAAAAGCAGUACUAAAGAAAGUUCCCUGUGAGGUGAACAUUACUGCUGAUGUAUGGAGAGGUGAGAACUCAGGGUUAAGUCCGGGCUGGGGGAUAACAGUAGUCGGCGAGACGAAGAAAGGCUGGAGAUAUUUUGCAGAGGAGAUUGGUGGUGCUGGUGAUAUUCCGGAAGAUAUUGGAACGAAAGUUGCCUACAAACUACUAGAGGAAGUGAGUAAAAGUGGGGCAGUUGAUAGAAACCAACUUCCGUUGGCAUUAGUAUAUAUGGUGAUUGGUAAGGAAGAUAUUGGUAGAUUAAGAAUUGCGAAAGAGCAAAUAGAUGAGCGUAUAAUUGCAUUAUUAAGGGAUAUAAAACAAAUCUUUGGUAUUGAAGCGUUUAUGAAAAAUGUGGACGAAGCAGACAGUGAUGAUAUGAUUGUAACGAUAAAAGGUAUAGGAUUUACGAAUACCAGUAAGAAAAUUGCCUAA
Eremothecium sinecaudum is the source of this 1092-nucleotide messenger RNA. It is a transcript of the gene RCL1, whose product is annotated as rRNA-processing endoribonuclease. The coding region runs from base 1 to 1092 and encodes 363 amino acids. The record is from RefSeq and is a predicted model, not a curated record. Gene Ontology annotation, molecular function: RNA endonuclease activity. The transcript has a single exon. Lineage: Eukaryota; Fungi; Ascomycota; Saccharomycetes; Saccharomycetales; Saccharomycetaceae. Gene Ontology annotation, cellular component: nucleolus. Gene Ontology annotation, biological process: ribosome biogenesis; endonucleolytic cleavage of tricistronic rRNA transcript (SSU-rRNA, 5.8S rRNA, LSU-rRNA).